CUCUGCUUUACUUGAAAUAAUUAAAAUCAUGGAGUUUCCUACAACGGGCAUUCGUUGUACCCUGACGGAUUGCAAGCAACUAGAUUUUCUGCCCUUCACCUGUGAUUACUGUAAAUCUAUUUUCUGCAAAGAGCAUUUCCAUGCAAUGUCGCAUUCUUGUCCUGAGUUCGUCGACAAUGUAGCUACAAACACGGAAAAAUCAGCCAGUUACCGAUGCACAAAUGAUUCUUGCAAUCAAACUUCUCCGGUGGAAAUGCCGUGUGUGAAAUGCAAAAAACAUUUCUGCUUGGCUCAUCGUUAUCACGGAUGUUUGGAAUUAAGCGAUGAGGAGAAGGCGAAAGACAUGAAGAAAUGGGAAAUGCCCAAGCAGGAAUUUUUGAUUGCAAAAAAUGUGGUGGAUCGAGAGAUUAAAGAAAAGCUGAAGAAGUCGAAAAAUUUAGCGAUGGCUAUCAAAGUACAACUCAUGAAAUUAAAAGGACACUCUGUCGGUUCUCAAGGAAUUCCAACAGUGGAUCGUCGUUAUUUUCUCGUCUAUUAUCCCAUAACCACAAAGAAUGCUGGAAUUUCCAAAGGAACUUUCGUCUCCGUGAGUUGGACAAUGGGAAAAGCAAUAGAUUCAAUUGCCGAUUUACUUGGCAUUCCCAAUUUCAAUAAUGUAUCAACAUCUAAAAAACUACGUAUGUUUCAUACUGAUACUGGUUUCAUUGUAGCAGAUCAGAUGGACACACUUUUAGCCGACUUAUUCAAAAGUAAUACGUUAAUUGAUGGGCAAAGCAUAAUUUUGGAGUACUGCAAUGAUAACAAAGUCGAUUCUUCUCUUUACACCAGUGAAUCGUAAUAAUGUUUUAAUUAUCACAUUACUCUAAAUUUAAAAUAUUCAGAUUGUAAAAUAAAGUUAAACCAAAAUCAAA
Belonocnema kinseyi is the source of this 911-nucleotide messenger RNA. RefSeq names its product AN1-type zinc finger protein 1-like. The record is from RefSeq and is a predicted model, not a curated record. Gene Ontology annotation, molecular function: zinc ion binding. Lineage: Eukaryota; Metazoa; Arthropoda; Insecta; Hymenoptera; Cynipidae. Gene Ontology annotation, cellular component: cytoplasm. The transcript has 2 exons. Bases 29 to 838 code for a protein of 269 amino acids.